AUGUCAACUUUUGCAAAGUCUGGGUUUCGUUCCAUCAAUUACGACUCCUUCCGUCCUCACUAUCCUUCCUCUUUUUACGAUAUCUUGUCUAAGUAUAUCGGAAGUAGUGAGGUCGAAAAGACGCUUGAUCUAGGAUGCGGGACGGCUGUUGCUACAUUCCCUUUACUCAAUCUUUCCCACUAUGUCUACGGAAUUGACUUAUCACCUUCGAUGAUCAAGACCGCCAAUGACUUAAAAGCACAACGACUCGAGCAAUUGGGUAUCACCGACAUGAACAGAAUCGAGUUUGCAGUCAGUGCGGUAGAGGACUUGGAAGUGGAGGCUGGCCUGUAUGACUUGAUAACGGCAGCCGAAUGUAUCCAUUGGUUCAGAGACUUGCCCACAUUCUUCAGUUCGGCAUCGAAGUACCUCAAGCCUAGGGGCGUUUUGGCGUACUGGUACUAUGUGGACCCGGUUUUUAUCGGGUUUGAAGGACCCAGUGACAAGACCAGAAGCAAGACUGAAAUCUGUGAAGCUGCUGACAAAAUUUACAACAAGUACACGUAUGAAGAUCUGAAUUGGUUUGGCAAACACUGGGAGCAGCCUGGUAGAAACGUCCUCAGAGAUCUUUUGGUGGAGGUCGACAGUGCUAUACCUAAGGACUUGUUUGAAGAUGUGAAGAUCAAGAAGAGUAAACUCUCUACAACGAGAGAGUUUGACAGCGACGAUCUUGGUAUCAAGAAGGAAGGGAUCCCUGUUACUUCAUUCGUCAAGUACAUGACAACUUUUGGCGCUGCUCACAACUACGCAGAGGCCAAUGGCGAGGGAAGCCUCGAAAAUUUUGAAAGCAAGAUUCUUGAAGAGUUUGAAAAAGAGCUCGGUUGGGACAGAGAGAAGACAAAGGUGAAUAUCGCCUGGAACACUGGUUACACCUUCAUGAGGAAGAAGUAA
Molecule: messenger RNA, 930 nt
Organism: Candidozyma duobushaemuli
Lineage: Eukaryota; Fungi; Ascomycota; Pichiomycetes; Serinales; Metschnikowiaceae
Exons: 1
Coding region: 1-930 (309 amino acids)
Molecular function (GO): S-adenosylmethionine-dependent methyltransferase activity
Source: RefSeq, a predicted model, not a curated record